This is a messenger RNA of Aspergillus calidoustus, 1227 nucleotides long. The record is from the annotation of a GenBank genome assembly. NCBI's taxonomy places the organism in Eukaryota, Fungi, Ascomycota, Eurotiomycetes, Eurotiales, Aspergillaceae.
AUGAACUCCGAAAGCUGCGAAGUCCCCAUCAUGCUUGACCUCGAGGGCCUCGCCUACGAAGACAUCGCCAAGCUCAACCCCUUCUAUGAAGAAUACAAGACCUUCUGGGACGUCCCUCGGGAUCCCCCCUCCGACUACUCUCUCUUCUCAGGACCCUCAAUCAGCUCCGCCUCGCUCCCCUCAUUGGGCUCCGGGUCCAACUUCUCUUCUCUUCCAUUCGAUGCCGCAACGUCUCCUGCUUUCCGCAUUGGAGCGCAUCCAGACUGCUCAUUUCCGGAGAGUUCCCAGGUCAUUGUGCACGGCGGCCAGCAGUACAGACCUACCUAUGACGAGUGCCAUGACACCGAGUCGAGCCAGAUUGCCAUUGUCGACUGCGAUGCAAUGAAGCGGCCGCUUUCUCCCGUGCGUGAGUGCACAGAAUAUCAAAUGUCCGAUGUUGCGCCGCAUGACCCUGUUGAGGGUGCCCUUGGCCGCUCGAGGUCCUCGCACAAGCAGUUGUUUGGCGCAGGAGGCUGGCUCGGAUGUACCACAGAGGUCGCGACGAACAACAAGCUAAAGCACAAGAGCUUCAAGGCCAUCGGAAAAAAGCUCAAGCAGCACGUGGAAGAAAUCGCCGGCGAAAUGGUCAAGACACAUUCAAUCCCAUUCUAUGUUCCCCGCCAGCCCAGAGUCCUCGACCGAUCAACCGUCGCCAUCUCGCUCGAUCCCACCACACAAGCCAAGCUCUACUCGGAGAUGGAAGUGAUGAUCUGCGUCAGCGCCAACAAGUUCCUCCUCGAGGAGUACAACGGCGGCCGCAUCUCCAAAGACUCGAUCAAGAAGAUCAACAACUACUGGGGCUCAAAGAACCGGCCCGACGUGGUCGAGUUCCAGUUCGACCAAGCGACCCAGCGCCAGCUGAUCCUGUCCAAUAUCCGCACCUUGCACUUCAACGGAGAGAGCUCAACGAACCCAGUGCUUCUCAACUCGAAUCUCCAGAACUGGAAGGCUGUCGUCAAGGAGAUGAGCGUCCGCACAUUUUGUGCCCCGGACAGCGUGAUCCGCAAGCAUAUGCAUGACAUUCAGAAGUUGCUCGACAUGCUUGGUGCUCCGAUCGGUACGUUCCUCGCGUUCGAAGAGUUGCAGAUGCGGACUUUGGCGUUUCUGAAGGAGCAGAGGGCGAGAAAUUACCUUGCUGAGGGUGGGCGCUCCAUGUCGGUGAGGACGAGCCUUUCGUCCCAGUAUUGA